This is a messenger RNA of Linum trigynum, 1716 nucleotides long. NCBI's taxonomy places the organism in Eukaryota, Viridiplantae, Streptophyta, Magnoliopsida, Malpighiales, Linaceae. The record is from the annotation of a GenBank genome assembly.
GCCUAGUCUGAUUUCUCCUUCCUUCCCCUAAAUUGCAGCAGUUCCCUCCUGGAGAGAGGCACGCAGAGCAGUGUUUACCUGUGAAUCGGAUAGCUUUGCUCUUACUCCUCUCAAAUUCUCUCUCCUUCUCCUUCCAUUUGAGAUCUGAGCGUUUCUCUUUACACUUUGCUUGGCGCUUUGUGACCUGCUACCUGCUCGCUCUCCUUUCUCCGGCCCAUUCCUCUCUUCUGCGACCGUUUUGCAGGUAUGUUGCUUUCCCGCGAUCUACGUUUCCGUGAAUUCUCGACUUUGUUUUUGCUUCCGAUUUCUGCUCUGUUUCUGUUUCUUCCGUCUUCGCUCUUUCCUAUUCGCCAUUUUGGAAGCUCUUUCCCACCUCGAAAAACGUUUGGUACUGGUCGUCACUUUUACGGCCGUCAUAUCUCAUCGUUGUCAACCUAAUUUCACGUCAUUAUGAAGUCCAUUGUUUGGAUCCCUUCAAUGUGGCGAGGAGACCAGGCCAGCAGACAUCUGUUUGACUAGCCGAUGACUGAAAGAUUGGAGGUGUUGCUAGAUUGAUGAUACAGGAUGUGUGUCACUGUCAGUGGCAAUACAGAUGUACUAUAGAUGAAAUGUCUGCUAUUAAUCUGUGACUUAGUCAAAUAUGAUGAUGGUAGAAAGUCAAUUUUGACCCACUUGGGGCAAGGGUUUUACCGUAUAGUAUAGUCGUGACUUGACUAAUUCAUUCAGGGGUUGCAUUUGGUUUCCAGUGCUGGCUCAAAUGGCUCCUCCUACUGAGGCUCAAAACAAGGCUCCUGUGGCCGCUGUGCCAUACUCGCACCCUCCUCUCAAUGAGCGGAUACUUACCUCUAUGACUAGGCGGUCUGUCGCUGCUCACCCGUGGCACGAUCUUGAGAUAGGCCCUGGAGCUCCCAAGAUAUUCAACUGUGUGGUUGAGAUUGGAAAAGGCAGCAAGGUGAAAUAUGAGCUUGACAAGAAGAGUGGGCUCAUCAAGGUUGAUCGCGUGCUUUACUCUUCAGUUGUGUAUCCCCACAACUAUGGCUUUGUCCCACGUACUCUGUGUGAAGACAACGAUCCCUUGGAUGUGCUGGUUAUUAUGCAGGAACCAGUCCUUCCUGGCUGCUUUCUUCGAGCUAAGGCCAUUGGAGUCAUGCCUAUGAUCGAUCAGGGUGAGAAAGAUGACAAGAUCAUAGCUGUUUGUGCUGACGAUCCUGAGUACCGCCACUACAAUGAUAUCAAGGAGCUACCACCCCAUCGCCUAGCUGAGAUUCGUCGCUUCUUUGAAGACUUGAUGUUAGAUAAGAAGAACGAAAACAAGGAAGUUGCUGUGAACGACUUCCUCCCAGCUACUGAUGCCUUCCAGGCUGUUCAGCAUUCAAUGAAUAUGUAUGCUGACUACAUCGUUGAGAGCUUGAGGAGGUAGUCUGUAUCUCCACACCAUACUUCUGCUGACAGUUUCAUCCUAUAGCGUAUGCAAAGCUGCUGCUGCUGCUGCUGCAUAUACAUACAGAUCAUAGAUAAUCACUUGCCAGAAUUUGGAUUUUGCCUGUGAUGUGUUUGCUCUAAACCCGAGGAUAUACCAUUUCCAUUUAUCACAAGUUCGUGUGACUGCUUUCCUUAUGAAUUCAAACUCCAAGGUGAUGUUGACGAAAAAAAUUAUCCUGCUGCUUCGCGUGUUGCUAAAUACGAGAAUUGUUGUAAUGAAAAGUGAGAACAAGG